Talaromyces amestolkiae is the source of this 1038-nucleotide messenger RNA. RefSeq lists its product as uncharacterized. The coding region runs from base 1 to 1038 and encodes 345 amino acids. The transcript has 3 exons. Gene Ontology annotation, cellular component: cytoplasm. The record is from RefSeq and is a predicted model, not a curated record. NCBI's taxonomy places the organism in Eukaryota, Fungi, Ascomycota, Eurotiomycetes, Eurotiales, Trichocomaceae.
AUGUCUGAACUUAACGUACCUCUCCGCCGACUCGGCAAGAAUGGACCUCAAAUCCCAGCGUUGGGCCUUGGUCUCAUGGGUAUGUCCUGGACAUUCUACGGAAACACUCCAAGUGAUGAAGAACGAUUUGCGGUGCUCGAUCGAGCAGUGGAAAUAGGAGCUACCAACUGGGACACCUCUGACAUGUAUGGCGACGGUGAAGAACUGCUUGGAAAAUGGUUCAAGAGAACUGGAAAGCGGGACAAGAUAUUCCUGGCAACCAAAUUCGCCUUUUUGAAAGGGUCACCCAAAUUUGAGGUCGAUAGUUCUGCUGCUUAUUGCAAGAAGGCUUGUGCAGAGAGUUUGAAGCUACUGGGCACUGAUUAUAUUGACCUUUACUACGCGCAUCGUGUCAAUCCGAAUACGCCCAUUGAAGAGACAGUUCGAGCUAUGGCUGAACUUAAAGCUGAGGGCAAAAUCAAAUACUUGGGUCUCUCGGAAGUGACCUCAACAACACUGCGUCGCGCUUGCAAAGUUGCACAUAUCGACGCCGUACAGGUCGAAUACUCGGCCUUCGUGACAGAUAUAGAAGGAGAAAAGGGCACGAAUCUGCUUGCAACGGCCCGCGAAUUAGGUGUCACAGUUGUUGCUUAUUCGCCAUUGGGUCGUGGAAUCCUUACCGGUGCCUAUAACAAGAAGGACGCUGUUUCAGCCGAAGGCGAUCAACGUACUGGGAUGGGGUUCCCGAUGUUUGCGGAAGAAAACCUUGAAGCCAAUGCGAAGCUCAUUGGCAAACUCAAAGACAUUGCCGACAGAAAGAAUUGCACGCUAGGUCAAUUGGCAAUUGCCUGGCUUCUCAAACAGGGCGAUCAUAUAAUCCCGAUUCCGGGGACGAAGAGGAUUCGCUAUCUUGAGGAGAAUUGGGGCUCUCUUAAAGUGGAACUGACAGAUGAAGAAGAGGCCGAAAUUAGAAAGUUGAUAAAGGAUACAGGGGUUGCAGGUGGAAGGCUUCCGGAUUGGGCUGGCGAAGGUCAUCUUGGUGAAACUAGAGAAGAGUAA